Messenger RNA from Fragaria vesca subsp. vesca, 751 nucleotides. RefSeq names its product BI1-like protein-like. Lineage: Eukaryota; Viridiplantae; Streptophyta; Magnoliopsida; Rosales; Rosaceae. The transcript has 4 exons. Gene Ontology annotation, cellular component: membrane. The record is from RefSeq and is a predicted model, not a curated record. The coding region runs from base 20 to 751 and encodes 243 amino acids.
UCCUCGAUUUCGUUUCGAUAUGAAGACCCGAAACAAUGACUUGGAAGCCGGAACGACCCCGCUACUCUACCCUUCUAUGACUGAGAACCCCGAGCUCCGAUGGGCCUUCAUCCGAAAAGUCUAUGCCAUCCUCACCUUCCAGAUACUCCUCACCAUUCCCGUCGCCGCCACCGUCUUCUUUUACCCUGCAAUCGCCGUUUUCCUUAUCGAAACUUGGCUCGGAUGGUUUCUCAAAAACACUAUCAUCAUCACCUCCCUUGUUGUGCUCGUCGCCAUGAUUGCUUAUAGCAAACAGCACCCUCUGAAUUACAUGCUCCUUGGGGCUUUCACUAUCUGUGAGGCACUCAUGGUCGGAGUUAGUUGUGCAUUCAUCAGUGGGAAGGUGGUUUUGGAGGCUGCCAUUCUUACCGCUGCAAUUUUUCUAGGCCUGACCUUGUAUACCUUUUGGGGUGCAAGGAGAGGCCAUGACUUCAACUUCUUGGGUCCUUUCUUGUUUGCAUCCCUGCUGGCUCUGCUUGUCUUUGGAGUGAUACAGAUUUUCCUCCCUCUUGGUAAGACGAGUCAUAUGAUUAUCGGGAUUGUUGGAAUACUCGUAUUCUGUGGCUACAUUGUCCAUGACACAGACGAACUGAUCAAGCGCUACGAGUAUGAUGAGUACAUUCUUGCGGCCAUUGACUUGUAUUUGGACCUCAUCAACUUGUUUCUCAAGAUAUUGGAGAUGAUGAAGAAGGCAGAGAGCUCAGAUCGAUGA